GCGAGACGCGGUGUACAUUGAAGAACAUUGAAGUCGGAUACAAGAGCAAGGGGAGUCAGUGCCACGGAUACAUGAGCCGUUGCAUGAUUGAAGUCUGGAGAAAGUAGGAAUACGGACAUAGCAAUCAACAACAAGAUGGAUCUGAACUCCAUGUUGAACUCGGACAGCGGCGCUGGGGGUCGCGCAUCAAGGCAACAGGCCCCGGCGCAAUCACAUCCUCUGCCUCUUUCAAAGGGACCCUCAGCAUCGCCAUCCAUAACCCCAGCGCCACAUACUCCGAUACAACCACACCCACAGCGCGGCGGUUUUCGAGAGUAUAGUCAGUCGGUCCAUGCGUCACCGACUCAAGCCCAGGGCCCUCCACAGUCCGAGUAUCAUCCAGGACAUCCACCGCCAGGACCGCCAUCUCAAUAUGCAUCGCCGACAACUCAGCAUCCGCCCCCAGGAGCCUUCUCCUCGAGACCUGCGCCGCCUCCGCUGCAGCCACCGGGUCCGAACAAUGAUCCGCGGUCGCCCGGAAGUGCACACAUGUCGGGACCUUCGCCUUACCGACACACACCAACUUCGUCCCUCAGCGCGAACAGUCAAGGAUAUCCGUUCCCUCCGUCACACAUACAAGGCCAGCCGCCGCCGAGUCCACAGCAGCGACACCAGUACGGUGCAGGUGCAGGUCCGGCAGGGCCCUAUCGCCAAGACUCGAGAGACAGUUAUGCGUCACCAGGAGGUUCAGUGCCGCCGCCAGUUGGCAUGCCUACACCUCAUGGGUCUGUAUCAUAUUUGGCAGGACAGCAGCAGAGUAUGCCACCCCAAACACCACCUGUGACGACACCUGGUGGAACCCAAUACCCUUACAUGCAUCAUCAACAACAGAGGUCACAAUCAAUGCAGUCCAAAUCGGCUGUGACACCAACAGCAGCACCUCCACAACCGUUCGGUCCGCCUUACGGACCGCAAGGCGGAAGCCCAAUUGCGACGACGCAUCCUCUGCCCCAGCAGCAACAGCAAUUCGACCCAAGGGAUCAAAGGCAAUCGUCGCAACCUCCAACACCGCUUGGCCCACCUGCUGCACCACGGCAAGUAGCAGGUCAAUUUGCGCAACCGUCGAGUCCCUUCCAACAAAGAAUAUCUUCCUCAAUAUCCGCAGGGGCUCCCCCACAUUCACCUUACUCUUCUCAUCCGCCCCAACAGUUGCAGGCUCACGCGCACCAACAGCAACAAGUACAGCCCUCACCCCCACCGCCGUAUUCCGCCUCGCUUCCACAACCACAAUCGCGCAACAAUUCACAGUACGAUGCAGUGAGCGACUCGCACCGCAGGUCGCAAUCGCACGCAUCGCAGGAGCGCGAGCGCAGCCUUAGUGUCUCACCCAAGACUCGCAUUCCAAGCCUCUCGGAUAGCUUGAGCGGAACAGGCCCAGGUUCAGGUCCGGCUCCACAACGACCAUCUUCGAUAGGUGGUGAAUCUGCAGACUACCAACAGCACUACAACCACCCUCAACAACAACAACAACAACAACAAAAACAACAACCACAACACACACCGCCAACUUCUACAAACCACGUAACUACAAUGAGGCGCGAAGGAACCCCGGCGAAGCGAAAGCUCGAAGAUCGCGAUCUCCGUCCCGAAGAGCUUCAAGCGAGCCACCGAAGACCUCCUCCACCACAAUUGAACGGCAACCACAACACUAAAAAUACGAUCUCACAAUCCUCUUCGCCUGUUGCAGCGCGACGAAAACGCAUACGACACACACAGGCCCCCAUCUGGGCACAGAGUGGCAGGAUGGUGCAACCCAAUGCCAGUCGCAACUACACUCUUCGGAGCAAGGAACACGUCGGCGGUGGCAGUCUCCCGAAACAAGUCAACGGCGACACGAAUCACGCACACGUUCAUGCUCCACCCCAGCCUCAACCUCAACCGCAACCGCACGAGAGCAAGAUCAAGACAGAAGUCAAGUCCGAGCACAUCUCCCGACACAAUUCACCCGAGGCCAAUCGCGUCAAGCCUGAGAACUCUGACCACCCCAAUAUCGGAUCAGACAACAGAGCAUGGAAGCUUCUGGAUGGCCGGCCCUUCCCCAUUCAGACCAUCUCUCUCAACAGUCCUCUCGACUACCUCACCCGAGUUGUGGCCGACUACCUCUUUCAAACUAUCUGCGUCAGCGAGUUUGCCGGUGAGUGCAAAGCUCGCGGUAUUCAAUGGGAGAUCGAGGCAAAGCUGGGUACUAUUGUCGACCUGAACACCCAGAACCGUAUCAAGCUGCCCGUCAACGGCGAGUGUGCUAUCACUGGAGAUGCCCGUGUCGCUUUCAGAAGUAGUAUGACAUUGGCACAACAUCGCGUCUAUAAUGAGUGGCUCAACAGCAACCUCGCCACGACCCAUCCGCAAAACCCUCAUACCCGGCCCUACGAGCACGUCCCCAUAUCCUACAAGCAUAGGCGCGAGGUGGACGAGUUCUAUGAGCUGCCUCCGGCGCUGGCAGGUCGCCUGCCCGGCGCCUUGGUCUCUCUUCAACGGUCAAAACACUCGGCUAAGGCCCGUAUCACCCGCGAUCAGCAGACUGGCGACAUCCUAGCCACUAUCGUCAAGGCUCGCGUAUCGGAUCUUCAGAUCCAUCUACCCAUGUGUCCCCUUGACUGCCGCAUCAGCAUCAGUCUGGAAUGGGACUGGGACGGACCGCCCGAUGAGAUCCUUGCAGCGACCGAGGGUCGUCAGAAGUCGCCCAACCGGGCCAAAGAUCGCAUGAGCUACUCCCAGGGACAUUUCCAGGUCGACCUCACACAAGUCAGUCAGACAAACGAGCGUACGGGACAGGUGGAGAAGGAGCACGAGCUCGAGGUGGAGAUGGACGCGGCGGCCCUCAUCGAGCAAGGUCAGAGGGCUCAACGUGAGGAGCCCAAUCUAUACCCGGAGUUGGUGGAGACAUUUGUAAACAAUAUCAGGGCUUUAGCUAGGCAGUGUUCGGAUCAGGAUUAGAGGUAUCGCCAUACAGGGCCCAGACGUGGUCAAAGGAGGCUU
Molecule: messenger RNA, 3018 nt
Organism: Truncatella angustata
Lineage: Eukaryota; Fungi; Ascomycota; Sordariomycetes; Amphisphaeriales; Sporocadaceae
Product: CYTH-like domain-containing protein
Exons: 2
Coding region: 136-2976 (946 amino acids)
Biological process (GO): 7-methylguanosine mRNA capping; polynucleotide 5' dephosphorylation
Cellular component (GO): mRNA capping enzyme complex
Molecular function (GO): polynucleotide 5'-phosphatase activity
Source: RefSeq, a predicted model, not a curated record